AAUUGAUGUUUACUAAUUAAAGAGGCCUGAGGAGAGUUACAUAGCCUUUCCACCAUGGAAAGACACUUAAGAAAGAAAUAUUUAUGAACAGAAAAUGGGCCCUCACUAGACAUCCAACCUGCUGCUGCCCAUCUGGGACUUCCUAGCUUCCAGAACUGUGAGAAGUAAAUUUCUGUGUUUAUAACCUUCCUAGUCUGAAGAUUAUAAAUAACCUGUAUUGUUAUAGCAGCCCCUUCUAAGAGGGAAUUUGUUGAUCCAUUGAACAGGCUUAAAUGGGUUCAAAUAACUGCAUUUUACCAUGGUUACAAAACAAUCCAGUCUUUCCUCAUGUGUGGGAAAUUUUUGUAUUCUCAAAAGAUCAUGUUCUAAUUGUAGGGAAAUUGGGAAGCAUGUUUCCAGAUGAAUGGGGGAUAGUGUCUGUUUGAUGAACUGACACUGGCCAAGCACCUGUUUAAAACGAACUGUGCCCGAAGCAAAGAAUGGUGCCCUACAGGUGAUAUACAUCCUUGGGACAUCUUUGCAUAGCCCUCUCCAGAAAGAAGCUCUGUGAUGUGUGGAUCGUGACCUUGCUCAAGCAAGUCACACUCUUUAUAAGGCACAGCUAGACAAUAGGACUGGUAUGGAAGAGCCGGCACCAUUGGAAGGCCAGGAGCAACCCCCAAGCCCCCACCAGGGCUCUCUGAGGAGGGCUGUGGCUGCUGCCCUGGCCCUGGAUGGGGAAUCUACAAUGGGUCGCAGGAAAAAAAAGAAGAAAGAAUCCCGCCCAGAAUCUAUCAUCAUCUACCGGUCAGAUAAUGAGAAAAUGGAUGAGGAGCCUGAGGAAUCAGAAGGUGGAGAUCAACCUAAAGAGGAGGAGGGAGAUGAUUUCCUAGACUAUCCCAUGGAUGAUAGUAUGUGGAACAUGCCUUUGGACAGUCGUUAUGUCACCUUAACAGGGACCAUCACCAGAGGGAAGAAGAAGGGUCAAAUGGUGGACAUUCAUGUCACAUUGACAGAGAAGGAGCUGCAGGAAUUGACCAAGCCCAAAGAGUCAUCAAUGGAAACAACACCUGAAGGAAGAAAGGCAUGCCGGAUGGGAGCAGACCGGGGACCCCACGUGGUCCUCUGGACACUGGUCUGCCUGCCCGUGGUCUUUGUCCUCUCUUUUGUUGUCUCUUUCUACUAUGGCACUAUCACCUGGUACAACAUCUUCCUUGUUUACAAUGAGGAGAGGACCUUCUGGCACAAGAUCUCCUGCUGCCCCUGCCUCAUUCUCUUCUAUCCAGUGCUCAUCAUGGCCAUGGCCUCUUCCCUGGGCCUCUAUGCUGCUGUGGUUCAGCUCUCGUGGUCCUGGGGGGCCUGGUGGCAAGCUGCCCGGGACAUGGAGAAAGGUUUCUGUGGCUGGCUGUGCAGUAAGCUGGGUCUGGAGGACUGUUCUCCCUACAGCAUUGUGGAACUGCUUGAAUCUGACAAUAUCUCAGGCAAUCUCUCCAACAAGGAUUCCACCCAGGAAGUAGAAACUUCCACUGUCUAAACUGCCAACAACUUACUUCCUUCUCUGGAUGCAGUAACCUAUAUAUCACCUUAAAAAUACCUGUAGAUUCUUUCUUCAAUUUAUCCCCUAUCCCCUACGAUUCUGAAAAAUCUUAACCCACACUGAUCUUCCCUGCCAUCUUGAUGGUUCCUGGAAGGCAGACAACAGAAAAGCAACUGUGCCAAAGCAGUCUACACAGUGAAUCGACUCUUCUUGAUUCCUUUCCCUAAAAUGACCACUUGGAUAGGGAACUCCACCGUAUAUCAAUCCAGAAGCUUGAAGUUGUUACUGGUGCUGUAACCCCGGAGAAUUUGUGACUCAGUGUUACAGGGAGAAUAAAGAAGCUCAGGGGUGGCCAAGUCCUCCAAGAAAAUACAGAGAUGGAAUGAAACAUUUAAAGAGCUGGGCUACUAUGGCAUAAUAGAAAGCAGUGAUUUGUGUGAAUCACUUAGGUUUAGAUUGGACUGCAAAUAAUUAAAGCCCUAAAAUAUCAUUAUUAGUUUACUUCUUAUAUAGAAGUCAGGAGGCAAACAAUUCCCAGAUCCUGUAAAGCCAUUGAUACCCCAGGUUUCUUCUCUUCCUCUGUCAUUAGUAGGACAUUGUUUUUACUACCGUUAUCCUCAAAGUUCCAGUGUCUUUAGCCAUCACAUCCAUGUUUCUGGCCAAACAGAACAAGGGGCAAAGAAGAGCACACCCUUCCUGAUUAAGGAGACUUCCCACAAGUUUCCCUCUCAACAUUUUUAUAUCUCAUUGGCCAGACCUUUAGUCACAUGACCUCACAAUCAAAAGAAGCUGGGAAAUGUAGUCUUUUGUCUAGGUAGUUAUAUUCUUAGCUAAAUAUUGGUGUUAAUGCUAAUUUGAGAAAAAAAGGGAAGAAUGACUAUUUUGGUAGGCAAGAAGGAAUCUCCACCUUAUAAAAACUAUUUAAGUACAUUCAGAAUCCCAAACUACUAAUACAGUUUUAUUUAUUUAUUUAUUUAUUCUCUCAUUUAUUUAUUUAAUUAGGCUUGAAUUUUACCCAGAGAAUGUAUACAUAGAGAUGAGCUACCUACACUACAUUUGUGCUCUACAUAGGUAUUAACAUCUCUUGUAUUUUGCAACUAAACUUCUGAAAUGUCAUGUGGUUUCAGGGUUCUUUUUUUUAAAGCAAUAGUAGAUAGGAUAAUACAAUUACAUAAUGGUAGCAUAACCCUUCUUCCUGUUGGUGGAGGUGGAACAGGGGUUGGUGAUAUUUAAUCUACUCUAUAAAGACUGAGCAGGGAGGGAUUGUGCCUGCUAAGUAUUUCCCCAGCAGGGAUCAGUCUCCCUAAAUAUGAAGAAGCCAGGUUUAGCUUCUAUGGUUUGGCAAAACCUCGCUCAGCCUUACUCUCUCAGAUCUUUCUAGUUUAACAACAAACAUGAUCUUUUCUAUGCAGAGAAGCUUGUCUUCCUGGCCUGGGAGUGUAGAUUAGAUUAAUCUGGAUGAAAAAAAAAAUUCUGAAUUUAAAGAAAAAUCAUUCCUAAAGGUGUCCUAAUUUUAAAAUAUCAAAGCCUAAGAGGUCAGCAGAUAUUGGAAGUUUGGAUCCUUACAAGAAAAGCUGGUGCUCAUUUUUGUUCCCAUGUGGGAAAGAAGCUGUUGAAAGAACUGCCUUGACCCAAACCAGAGGUGCCAGCCACACUCGCCACAGAAAGUCAGGAACAUUUGCUCAAUGCAUGGUGCUGUACCCCACCUUCAGAAGAACUUUUUUUUUUUUUAACCGUCAUUAGUUUGACUAGAGAAAAAAAAAUAGUGUCCAGCAUUUUUGAAGAUAACCUUGGUGCUUUCUGGUGUAUUUGCAGAGAUAUGAAGAAUUGAAAUGCAGAUAAAAUAAAAAGUGAAAUCUGAUUGACA
Sciurus carolinensis (gray squirrel) is the source of this 3383-nucleotide messenger RNA. RefSeq names its product transmembrane protein 169 (gene Tmem169). The record is from RefSeq and is a predicted model, not a curated record. Lineage: Eukaryota; Metazoa; Chordata; Mammalia; Rodentia; Sciuridae. The transcript is spliced from 3 exons. The coding region runs from base 620 to 1513 and encodes 297 amino acids.